Paramisgurnus dabryanus is the source of this 2278-nucleotide messenger RNA. It is a transcript of the gene anxa14, whose product is annotated as annexin A14. NCBI's taxonomy places the organism in Eukaryota, Metazoa, Chordata, Actinopteri, Cypriniformes, Cobitidae. The record is from RefSeq and is a predicted model, not a curated record. Gene Ontology annotation, cellular component: vesicle membrane; cytoplasm; plasma membrane. Gene Ontology annotation, molecular function: calcium-dependent phospholipid binding; calcium ion binding; phosphatidylserine binding.
UGAUUGGAUAUCUGAUCUAAUGUCAUAAGGGCAUUGAGAACUUCUGCAUUGCUUGAGGUAUUUUGUGUCUUAAUGCACACAUCCGUUUUGGAGAGCUGCGUGGCGUUGCUUGUAUUUAGGAAUACAAAUUUUGGACUUAAAAGUCAGAAGGUGUAGGUGAAGAAGGAAGAUUUUUUUUUGUUUUUCUGAACUGAGGGUCAAAGAUACAAGCUGAAACUCGAUUUCAACUGACUGAAUUCCAGCCCUGGGCAUCAGAUUCUUCAUUAGGCAAAAUUUUGAUUUUCCAAUAAGUUGUUGCCAUGGAUACAGAUAUUAAUGAGACAUCUCCAUAUGAUAUGUAUGAAACAAUGUGGUGGGGCACCCUGGGGUCUAUUCGCCCAUAUCCAAAUUUUCAUCCAGAGAGGGACGUUUUAUACAUUCAAGCAGCUCUGGAACAGAAAGAUGUGAACACCAUUGUGGGAAUCUUAACCAAUCGAAGUAAUGCUCAAAGACAAACUCUGGCCCGGGCCUACAGGACUUUCUCACAAAAGGAGCUGAAUGCAGGUCUGAAGAAACUUCUGUCUGGUGAUCUUCAGUCUUUGAUGUUAGCUCUUAUGAUGACACCAGAACAGUUUGAAGCCCAUCGUUUGCGAAAAGCCAUGGAGGGUGCUGGUACAGAUGAAGAAACUCUUCUCGAGGUUUUGUGUACAAGGACCCCAAAGCAGCUUGCUGAGAUUACGGCUGCAUUCAAUCAAGAGUAUAAGCGAGAUUUGGAGAAAGACCUGAUCAGUGAAACCAGUGGAGAUUUUUCGAAGCUCAUUCUGGCCUUGUUGAAGAAAGAGAACAGGCACGCAGCUGUUAUCCAAGAUGUAAAAGCUUUAUCUGAGGAGCUAAAAAACAAGAAACCUGCGGCUGACAUUUGGAUCAAUAUACUUACCACAAGACACCCAGACCAUCUUAAAAAUGUGCUGUACAAACUGGAGCUUGAGAUAAACCAGACAGUGGAUAAAGCUUUAGAGGGACAUUUUAAAGGAUUUCUUUCUGGAGACCUGAAAAAGGGCUUACAGAUACUAGUACAAUGUAUACAGAACCGACCUCUAUACUUGGCCCAACGAAUCCAGAGUAUGAAACUAUCAGUGGUCCAAGGUGUGAUGGUGUCUCACAGUGAAGAAGAUCUGCUGAGCGUUAGAGUUGCAUACCUUAAGGCAACAGGGACCUCACUUUAUACUGCCUUACAGAAGCAGUUCAAAGGUGAACUCCAGCAGGCUUUGCUGGCUAUAUGCCGUGCCGAAGAUUAACACAACAAAUACACAGCAGAUGUGCGGGGUGUAUAGAUUACAACUGAUAAACAUCUGUGUACAUACACAGAGAGCAUAUUAUAUCCAUAUAAAGAGCUGUUAAACACGAGAUGUUUUGGAAAAUAACUCGUGUUAAAAUGAAAUGCAUUGUUGGCCAUUUGUCAUUUAUGAAUCCCAGCUUUAUUAUUUGACUACGAACUGAUAAGAGAUUUCUGAUCCACAAGCAUGCUGUUAAACGUGAUCCAAACUAGUUCAUGCCAUGUCAUUAGGUACAUUUGCCAUAAUUUAUGGUGGAUUUGUUUGAUUUUAGUGUUUGAGAUAUCUUCAAAAAGAGGUUGGGUUAGGAUAAGGGAUUCAGAUGUCAUUAUUCUCAGAAAACAUUCACAUUCAAAGUUCAACAUUAUGGAUUAUUUGGAUAUUGUUUAAACGCCCUUAAAUAAAAUUUAACUUUGGGCGUAAAAUGUCUACAAAUUACACAUUAUAGUUAUUGAAACAAGAAGUUUGAUUAUAAAUCAUAUGGCACGUGCAUAUAGUCACUUUGUUAAAUAAGAUUUAAAAAAAGAAGCGUGUUCAUCUAAUCAUACCAAUUUUAACCAAGGGUUGUUAAUAAUUAAAUCAAUCACUUUUCCUCAUUGACAUGUUUUUUGGCAUGACUCCACCUUUUCCACCCUCGAUUUCUGUAAUCUGGGUUUCAAUGCUGCAGGUGUGAUCAAUUUUAUCAUUCGUUUUAUUGUUUUACUGGAGCAGUCUGUGAAGAACCUCUCACCAAAGCUCACAAGAUCUAUUUUUCGUAUUAUUAUGCAUAAGAUUAUAAGAACCAGUGAAUUUAAGAUAUUCCCUAAUUUUGUUGUUUUAAAAACAAGUUCAUGAUGUCAGUACUUAGUUGUUCUCUGUUGUGAGAGAAACAUUAUUUACAAUGGCAUUAUUUUCAUGUACCGUAUGACUUUGUAAAUUGUUCAUUGAGUCGAUUGAUCUUUAACCAAAGGUUCAUGUAAAGUUUG